AUGGAUAAUUCCAAUAAAAAUGGUGAUGUCGCUCCAGAUGCAGAUCUAGCUCAGGCCUAUAAAGAACUUCUACGAGGCGAAAAGACAGCACAGAUGCUCGAAUCCAACCUUACAAACCUCGAAAAGAAGAUUGAUGAUAUCUUAGAGAGAUUCGAAGCACAAGAGUCGGAGGCGCAAACAAAGGCUAAGGAUGGGGCCAGUGGCGAUAAGGAAGAAACAAACGAGAAUGGGCACAAGGAGUCUUGA
Molecule: messenger RNA, 246 nt
Organism: Sclerotinia borealis F-4128
Lineage: Eukaryota; Fungi; Ascomycota; Leotiomycetes; Helotiales; Sclerotiniaceae
Source: the annotation of a GenBank genome assembly